AAUGACUUUGAGUACUGUAGUGAUUUUUUCAAAUGCGGUGUAGCAAUACGGUUUCUGUGAAACUUGAGGUAGUGGUGGGUGGAAACAAUGCGAGCCUUCGCCGACUCAGAAAGUUACAAGACAAUGUGAGAUCGGGACACAAUAUAUAAAGUUUAAAUUUAUUGACCUUGUAAGAUAUACUAGUGGGGUAAAAUCAAAGGUGUUUUGGUGGAAAUCAGUUAGUUCUGCCGGUUAAAGAAAUCAACCACAUAAAAGUUUCGUAGAGGAUUUUUGCGCUUUGAAUAGCCAAGAAACAUUUUUAGAUUUCAGUGCUAAUCAAUGAUAUAUUUCAUUAUACAGACGUGGACUUCCACAAAACAGCUGCUGUAAAGUGUACAUAGUAGUGAGCUUUUAUUAAAAUUAGUUUUUAUUUUGAAGAAACUAGUCCAGAGUCGAUUUUUCUUUCGAUCUCAGUGUAGUUGUUUUAGAGAAAUACGGAUGAUGUAUUUUUUACUAAAAGUAAAAAGGAGGGUUUCAACAGUUCCAAUGUGAGUUUUGAAAUGACAAUGGCCCGGCUAUGGUAAACUCAAAACUGUUUAAACCCCGCGCGCUUUACUGACGCUUCAUAUUACAUGUAAAACACAGUUGAAUUCCGCUAUCUCGAAACCACAAGCUAAACGAACCGAGAAAAAGCUAACAAAGGAAAAGAUAACGGGAGUCCAAGAAACCCGAUAGUAAAUGAUUGGAACAAAACAUACUAACAUACCAUGAGUAAGCCAUCCCUGGCGAGAGGUACGCUACACUUCCGUUACACCAAGUGUGUUACGCUCAAUGCUGCAUGCCGCUGACAGUUACCAUCAUUGGCUCGAUCAUUUGACUAAGAGAGAAACUGGCACUAGUCUGUUGCUUAGUACAGUUUGACAAACAAUAUGGCGUCCGUUGUUGAUACAUAUCUUCCUGUGAAUCUGUGAGGUUUUUUGCUUUACCCGUGUAGAAAUUACAUAUCAGGGUGGAUCAUUGCAACCUUGUGUAAAGGAGAAGAAGAAACGGAGCAUUUGAGGCGUUAAUCUUCGUCAAAACCGUCGACAAUUUAGCGAGCUGAAAAUAUCAUGGACCACAAACGUUUGUUGAGUUGUUGUGUGGAGGUGUUGGAUUCUUUCAAUCCAAGAAUUCUUGGCGUUUUAGAACACCUAAAUACUUGUUUAGCAACUAAAUUGGAUCUUGCUGAAAGCGAUGAAUCGUUUAUAACAGAAGUUUUCUCGGGAUGUGUGCAGUAUACCAAUAUUCUGAAGGUUGUUGUCGAUGCAUAUUAUGCCGAAGUGGGCAAGACCUCCCUUCGUGUCGACAGAAAUGUUUAUACUGUAUUGGUGUAUUUAGCACUGUACAGACUUGAUGAACUUGGGAUUGCACAUUUCAGAAAAUUUGUUAUCCCAAAAUUGAAAAAGUUGAGACAGGUUCCUCAAAGCACAUAUCGCACACCAGUUGAAGAAGAUGUCAUUGCUAAGAUACGGGAAGAAAAUCGAAAAAGAGCUGAGGAGGAACUUAUUAGAUCUUCAGCAAGGCAACCAGCCUGUGCCAGCGCAGAGAAGUCAGACAAAGCCAAGAGAAGAAUGAGAAGAAUUAUUGACGAGGAAAAUUCCAAAUUACAGUUCAAUAAAGUUAGAGCUCAAGAAAUGCCUUCAACUACGAGUGGGAACAUUCCCAUCAAGUUGAAUGCGGCAACAAUCAUGAGGGAAGGAGUAUUAUUUCAGAAAAAAGAGGAAGAAGAACUGAAAAAACUGUCAGAAUAUGAGAAGGGAGGGCGAGAUGCAUCAGAAUUCUUAAAAUGGCAAGAAAGCGUCAGAAAGAAUGACUUGGAGGCUAAGCUGGCAGAAAUAGAGAGAAGAAGAUUGGAAGGAAAGUUGAGCUAUGAAGAGGCCAUACUUGCCAGACAAACGAUGAUCAAAGAAAACCAGCAACGGGUCAUGGAAAUGAAAGAAGAGACCAGGGACAUGAUGCAAAAGCAUUUUGAGAGGAAGACUCGAGAAGGAGAAGAAAUGAGAAAACUUGUUGAGCAAACUAUGAUGGAACAUGAAAACACGAAAGAGGCUCGAAAGAAACUUCAAGAAUACAAGCAAAAGCUGGUUCAAGAAGUCAGCAAGGAAAGUCAAGAACUCAUGCGUAAAGCCUUGGAAGAGGCUGAAGAGGAGAUGAGACAAAGAGUGGCGCUGAUUGCUAAGAUACGAGCCAUAGAAAGUGUGCCAGUCAUUCGCUUUAAGCACGUGGACAUCACGGAAACGUCAGGAGCUGGUCUUCUCAGUGAGAUGUCCAUAGCAGAGCUGCGAGAAAGGUUGGCCUUACUUAAAAUUGCCGAGAAAGAAGACGAGGAGGAAAAACGAGACACUAUACUUAAGUCCAAAGUGAAGAAAGAUCAGUUCCUGAUGGACACCUUAGAAACUAUCGCCAAACACCGAGCAGAGAAAGGAAAUGAGGCAGCCAUCCAACUUGAAGGAAAGAAGCGAGAAAAGAAACCUGAGAUUAAGGAUACAAAGUUACAAGAACUGCAAGAAAGGCUGGAAGCUAGGAAAGCGGGUAAGUGAAAUCCGAGAAGGCUUCUGUCAGUUUUCUCGCGUAGUACUUGAUUUAUAAAGCCAAAAAUGUAAGGCAUGCAUUAAGUAAAUGAUGGGGAAUGGUUGUGAAGUAAGAAAAAAAAAACGCGAAAGGUUUACUUUCUUCCGAGGAACUAACCAAUAGAAACGUUUCGGCUAUGUGACUCGUGCAAGGUGUAUUUCAACCUCGAGCCCAGGCUCUCUCGACAAGGGAGGCAAGGGAGAGAGAGCCUGGGAUUAAGAUUGGGUGUAUUUACGCAAAACAAAAGAUUGUACACUGCACGGUUGUAGACUUCCCAACAUAAAUCUUGCUUUGGUGUUUGCUGGGCUUCAUGACCAUUUCUCCCCCGUCCGAGUUCAUUGCAUCACAGUGACACUUAAUGCUUUGCAAUAAUCAUACAGUAUUUACAAUGGUAAUUGAACUGAGUGGAGUGCAAUUUGGUCUGAAAUCAUACGCGUGAUUUCAAAAUUGAACGAGCGCGCAGCGCGAGUUCGAUUUGAAAUCACAAGUAUGAUUUCAGACCAAAAUUGCACGACCCGAAGUUCAGUUGCCACUUUAUUAAUUCCAUUUUGAAAUCGCACAAUUUUAUCGCCUUAAAUGUUAGAUUCAGUAGCCGGCGUUAAAAUAGCGGAACCGGAAACGGCUUGACAUCUCAUUUAGUAUGC
Messenger RNA from Orbicella faveolata, 3233 nucleotides. Its product is annotated as cilia- and flagella-associated protein 99-like. The record is from RefSeq and is a predicted model, not a curated record. Lineage: Eukaryota; Metazoa; Cnidaria; Anthozoa; Scleractinia; Merulinidae.